AUGAAGGUUCAAUCUAUUCUCUACUCCGCCCUUUUUGCUGCUGUUGUUAUGGCUGGUGACGGUGAUGGUGACGAAGAUGACAUGACCACCGGUGCCUCCGCUGCAACUGUCUCUGGCUCUGUCGCUCACAGUGGUCGAUCAGGCCGUGGCUCUGCUGCUACUACUGCCUCUGGCACUGCUGCUGCUACCACCAUGUCAAUGUCUAUGGAUAUGGAUAUGGGUUCUUCUUCUGCCGCUGCCUCUUCUAGCGGCCACUCAGGUCGUGGUUCUUCCUCUGGUGCCGCUGCAGCCACCGCCACUGCCGAAGCUACUGCUUCUGGCUCUUCUGGCUCUGGCUCGGGACGUGGUGCUUCUGCAUCUGGAUCUUCCGGCUCAGGCCGUGGUGCUUCUGCAUCUGGAUCUUCCGGCUCAGGCCGUGGUGCUUCUGCAUCUGGAUCUUCAGGCUCAGGCCGCAGCGCUGCCUCCGGCUCUGCUGCCGCUUCCGGCUCGGCAGCUGCUUCCUCUAGCUCCAGCUCCGGUGCCGGCUCUAUCGUUGUCAGCGGUGGUCUUCUUGGUGCCGCUGUCAUUGGUGCCGGUAUGCUCUUCCUUUAA
Molecule: messenger RNA, 591 nt
Organism: Magnusiomyces paraingens
Lineage: Eukaryota; Fungi; Ascomycota; Dipodascomycetes; Dipodascales; Dipodascaceae
Exons: 1
Coding region: 1-591 (196 amino acids)
Source: RefSeq, a predicted model, not a curated record